AUGGCCCGUAUAAAACAGGGAGUCUUCUCCUGGGAGGAUGUACUGCAUCAGCGGUUCCAGAGCAACAAACCCCCUCCCCUCCCCCGCCGCCAAACAAUAGCGUUCUCCGCACCCCAACUCCAAAGCCGACUCCUCACCCGGCUAUCACCGGAGCUUCGGCUAAUGAUCUGGGGAUUCGUCCUCGCCGGCCAACGAAUCCACAUAGUCCAAUGCAGCAAGCAGCGACUCGGGCACGUGGUGUGUCCCUGUGCGCUCGAGCCCAGAUCUUCACCACCGAAACGCCACACGCGCCAGAACAGAAACUUAUUCUGCGAGAUCUGCCAUGGCACGGGCAUCUCUCAGCCGGCGAAAGAGGCCGAUCUCGUGCGCUGGGAUAAGGUUAAGCUACUGGGUCUGGCCUUGACUUGUCGGCAGAUAUACCACGAAUCCAUCCCCCUCCUCUACACCCUCCCAACCCUAGAAUUCAGUAACCCCUGGACCCUCCCAUACCUCCUCCCCACGAUCCCGCCCGAACACCGCGAACGCAUCCGCGCCAUCGAGCUCCGCUGGUCCUUCCCGGGCCACUGGCUCCCGAGCAAGGACUCCGUGCGCGCGGUCUACGUGUCCGCCGGACGGACGCAGUGGACGGAGACGUGUCGGGCGGUCUCGCAGCUGGAAUCGCUGCGGUCGUUCGUGCUCGUGCUGGAGAGUAACUGGUUCAGCGAGCCGGUCGAGAAACUGGCUGCGUUUUUGGAGCCGCUGAGCGGGGUGGUUGUUCGGUCGAGGGCUGUUUCGAGGCGGAGGUGGGAUUGGGGGUGUAUUGGGAGGGAUGGGGGGGAUGUGGAUAGAGAUGUGCAUAUGGAUCUUGAUAGGGUUGGGGCUCGGUUUGCGGUGAAGGAUGGCUUCGGUGAUGGGUUCAGUUCGGACGAGGACUCUUGUAAGAGUCUUGGAUCGGAUUCUAGCUCGUUUUCUUCUGGCACUGGGGAUUCGACGGUUUCUACGGGGAGCUGGGAGCUCCGGCUUCAGGGUCAGUGUUAUUAUACGCAUGAACUGGAUCGCGUAGGGGUGGAUCUUCGGCGGAGAGGUGUAGAUUGCUGGAUAUCGGCGGUGUGA
Penicillium roqueforti is the source of this 1092-nucleotide messenger RNA. RefSeq lists its product as uncharacterized. The transcript is spliced from 3 exons. Bases 1 to 1092 code for a protein of 363 amino acids. NCBI's taxonomy places the organism in Eukaryota, Fungi, Ascomycota, Eurotiomycetes, Eurotiales, Aspergillaceae. The record is from RefSeq and is a predicted model, not a curated record.